AUGCCCGCGCAAUUGGCCCCUAACAUGCCCUCUCUCGCGUCGAGGAAUGGCGCCCCUGUGCCCACGAGGAAGGAGUCGGCGCCCAUGAUGCCUCCUUUCAUGGUGUCAGCGCCAGGCAAAGUCAUUGUAUAUGGAGAACAUGCCGUUGUCUAUGGAAAGGCCGCCAUUGCGGCUGCCAUAUCUCUCCGCUCAUAUCUCCAUGUCUCGUUUCUUUCAAAGUCGAACCGUACCGUGCAGCUGCGCUUUCCCGAUAUCCAGAUGGAGCACACGUGGAACAUUGACGAACUACCAUGGGACGCGUUCAGCAAGCCGGGCAAGAAGAAGCACUACUACGAACUCGUAGAUUCAUUAGAUCCCGAUCUGAUGGCCGCCAUACAACCUUUCAUAGACCAAGUGUCUCCCGCUGCUCCUGAGUCGAUACGAAAAAUCCACCACGCCUCGGCCACCUCCUUCCUAUACCUCUUCCUCUCGCUUGCGUCGCGCAAAGUUCCUCCUUGUAUUUAUACACUACGUUCUACCAUUCCAAUCGGUGCUGGCUUGGGCAGCAGCGCCAGUAUAUCAGUGUGUCUCAGUACCGCAUUGCUUCUACAGAUUCGGGCUCUGAGCGGGCCCCAUCAAGAUCAACCUGCACAAGAAUGUGAGCUUAACAUAGAGCGCAUCAACCGAUGGGCAUUUGUUGGUGAAAUGUGCAUACACGGGAACCCUUCUGGAGUCGAUAAUACAGUGUCCUCGGGCGGCAAGGCAGUCCUCUUCCAACGGAGAGAUUACGGCCAGCCGCCGCUCGUCCAACCACUACACAGUUUCCCAGAGCUACCUCUUUUGCUUGUCAACACGCGACAGUCGCGCAGCACAGCUACCGAGGUCGCCAAAGUCGCCAACCUCCGCAAAGCGCAUCCCAUCCUCGCAGAGAGCAUUCUCGACGCAAUAGGCUCCGUCACCGAAUCCGCACACAAGCUCCUCACAUCCCCAGAUUUUGAUUCAGAAUCAAUUGAAGCGUUGAGGCAUCUCGGUGAACUGGUAACCAUCAACCAUGGCUUGCUCGUUUCACUAGGCGUUUCCCACCCAAAACUCGAGCGCAUCCGAGAAAUCAUCGAUCACACCGGUAUUGGCUGGACAAAGCUCACGGGAGCAGGAGGUGGAGGCUGUGCCAUUACCAUUCUCAAGCCGCAACCACUCGCCCUCGCAAACGACCACCAACCGGACACAAACUCUGACAAAUCCGAUACCGCAUCUGAACCAGAUGAAGAUUGCAAUGCCUCUGUCAUUUCAACUAGCACCAAGAUGAAGUACAAGAUCCUCGAUUCGCUCGAGGUCAAGCUGGAGAAUGAAGGAUUCGAGAAGUUUGAGACGACACUGGCUGGCGAUGGUGUUGGUAUCCUUUGGCCGGCUGUUUUGCACAAUGGAAACGAAGAGGAGGGUGGGGAGGAAAUUGACCAGGAAAAGUUCCUCAAUGCUGAAGGCAACGUUGGAAUCGAGAGACUGGUUGGUGUUAACAGCUCACAACGGAAGGGCUAUGGAGAAGUUAGAGAAGGAUGGAAGUUUUGGAGGCCGUGGGACGCUGGUGAGAGUUAG
Molecule: messenger RNA, 1572 nt
Organism: Bipolaris oryzae ATCC 44560
Lineage: Eukaryota; Fungi; Ascomycota; Dothideomycetes; Pleosporales; Pleosporaceae
Exons: 2
Coding region: 1-1572 (523 amino acids)
Biological process (GO): isoprenoid biosynthetic process; ergosterol biosynthetic process
Cellular component (GO): cytoplasm
Molecular function (GO): ATP binding; mevalonate kinase activity
Source: RefSeq, a predicted model, not a curated record